AUGACAAUACAGUUACAGUGGCAGAAGAAUUUGUAUGAAAAUUAUGGUUUGGCGGAUAAUUAUACAGAUAGUUCGUUUUUGAAACAAUUACGUAAAAAUGUAAAACCAAAUAAUGUGACUUUAUUGGAAGCAAUAACUUUCGGUGCUAGCGUAUGUAUACAGUUAAAUAUUGUAAUUCUUUUUGUUAUCAUAUUUAUUUGGUUAAACAAUCAGUGGACUAGUCCUGAUAUCAUAUUUGUAUUUAGUGUAAUAUUUACAAUAUUCGGUUAUUUGGUAUAUUGUUUCAAAAGGCCAAAUAUUUUGAUUGAAUUAACAAAAUAUAUUAGAACUGUAUUGAUUUUUCUUACAUUUGGAUAUAUUUUAUCGCCUGUAUUAAAAACUUUAACUGAAACCAUUAGUACAGAUACAAUUUAUGCUAUGACAAUACUAAUGUUUAUAGUACAUUUAAUAUUUAGUAAAUAUGGUUCUUUACAAAUUUCUUUAUCUGAUUCUUUAUCCAUAACAUCUUCAAUUUUUGGCUCCUUAAUGUUAGCAUCUAGAUUGGCGUCUCCAUUACAUGCUUUUUCUCUUCUUACUGUUUCUGUUCAAUGUUUUGUUUUAUUACCAUUUUUGACACAUACAUUAAAUAAUAAAAUAAUAAUUUCAAUUUUUUUAACUUUGAGUACAUUAUAUUUUCUGUUAAUAGUAUCACAAAUUCUUUCUUAUGUAUUUAUUGCAAUUAUAAUAUUUUUACAUUUUAUUUGUCCUUAUUGGUAUGUAAAAUGUCAAAAAUAUAAAGAUAACAUUUACGGACCAUGGGAUGAAGCUGUUAUUACUUCUUAAAAAAUAUUUAAUCUAUUUCUGUUCAUUCAUUAUAUAAAAUUGUAAUUUAAAGAAAAUAGAUAUAUCAUAAAUAUCUGGAUAUUUAAUUUAUUAUUAAUAUACAAUGCAAUUAUAUAAAACAAAGUAAUAAAAUGUAACAGUAAAAUUAUAUUGCACAUAUUGUUAGACAAAAUUGAAAAUGAUAUGCAUUAACAUUAUUUUAAAUAUUCAAAUAUUAUUUAUGUAAAAAUAUUAUUUAAUGAAUAUUACUUAAUGAAAGGAUGAAAUAUAUUUUUUCAAUAAAUUAUAUCUAUACAGAAAUUAUUUAUUGAAAACUUUUUUUAUAAUAAAUAUUUAUGAGAGUUUGGAUAAUUAUUUGUUAAUACACUGGUACGUAAAAAAAUAUGUUGUACAUUUGAAUCAUGACAGACACAAUAUUAUUCUACAAAUGUGAACUGUAAUAAUCUUUUUAUUCUUCUGACAAGAGCUUCAACAAAUUGAAGACCUGGACUUUCAAUGGAAUCUUUAUCCUUAUGUUCCAUCAGUGCAUAUUUACUAUGUAUAUUUACUAAUUGUGUAAUAAAGCUAUCUGUAAAUGUAGAAACAA
This is a messenger RNA of Apis cerana (Asiatic honeybee), 1408 nucleotides long. It is a transcript of the gene PIG-C, whose product is annotated as phosphatidylinositol glycan anchor biosynthesis class C. NCBI's taxonomy places the organism in Eukaryota, Metazoa, Arthropoda, Insecta, Hymenoptera, Apidae. Gene Ontology annotation, biological process: GPI anchor biosynthetic process. Gene Ontology annotation, cellular component: membrane; glycosylphosphatidylinositol-N-acetylglucosaminyltransferase (GPI-GnT) complex. The record is from RefSeq and is a predicted model, not a curated record.